GGCGGGGGGGGUAUAUGUUAUGUUUUUGUCGAUUGUAGUAUUAUACCUAAUUCCUAGUCUUCACAGAGGUAAGUAUCGAAGUUUAUGUUUUUACCCGUUUAAUCAAGUAGUGUUUUGAGUGUUGGUUGGUAGGUUUAUUAGGUUAACAUGGAUUGGUGCUCGCCCAGUGCGGGAGCCUUAUAUCAUUUUGGGGCAGUGUCUUUCAGUCAUUUAUUUCUCUAGGUUGUUAUUAAACCCUCUUUCUUUGUGGGUGUGGGACAAGCUGCUUGAAUACCCUAAAUUCUGUAGGAGUCGUCCUGUAGACCUGAAAUGGUUUAAGUUUUUAGCUUAUUUCAAGUUAUUAAAAUUAGUAAAUCGCGAAAGUAGCGCACGUGAGUGGGCUAAUAAGUGUAGAAAAAUAUAAAUAUGUCUUUUUACGGGAGUCGAUAUUUUGGUGAUAUUGUCCAUGGGGAACUAGGGAAAGACCUGUUCCGGUACCAUGGUUUUGUGAUGAUAGUAGCAGUGGCUGUGUUGGUCUUUGUUAUAUAUAUAGGAUGCGUAAUCCUUCUUACUAAAUUUUCUUAUCGCCAUUUCUUGAACCGUCAACGAUUAGAAUUUUGAUGGACUAUUGUGCCAAUGUUGAUGUUAGUAGGGUUGUGGUUUCCUUCUAUAAUUAACCUAUAUUAUAUAGAAGAAGUAAAACGGCCCCGGUGAAAUUUUAAGGCGAUUGGGAAACAAUGGUACUGAUCUUACGAAUUUUGUCGCAAUUUAGACACUCCAAGCUCUAGAGAAAGCGCUGAAAGAAUUUCGUGUUAUACAAUUGAUUCUUACAUAGAAGACCAGCAGGAGACAUUUAGAAAAGGAGGGUAUCGUUUGUUGGAUGUUGAUAACCGGAUGGUGGCUCCAGCAGAUGUGCAAAUAACUGCUUUUGUAAGAAGGUCUGAUGUGCUCCAUUCGUUUGCACUCCCUAAGUUACUAAUUAAAGUAGAUGCCAUCCCAGGUCGAAUUAAUCGGCUUCCUAUAAAAGCUUCCCAGUGUAGAAUUAUUUACGGGCAGUGUUCUGAAAUUUGCGGGGUUAACCAUAGAUUUAUACCGAUUGUGAUUGAGUUUAUUCCUGAGAAAUAUUUUGUCAUAUGGUUGGAAGCUCUUAACUAAAAUAAAAAAUAA
This is a messenger RNA of Mytilus trossulus (common blue mussel), 1146 nucleotides long. RefSeq names its product cytochrome c oxidase subunit 2-like. Gene Ontology annotation, molecular function: copper ion binding; cytochrome-c oxidase activity. The transcript has a single exon. Gene Ontology annotation, cellular component: membrane. The record is from RefSeq and is a predicted model, not a curated record. Lineage: Eukaryota; Metazoa; Mollusca; Bivalvia; Mytilida; Mytilidae. Gene Ontology annotation, biological process: ATP synthesis coupled electron transport.